This is a messenger RNA of Cinclus cinclus, 6316 nucleotides long. It is a transcript of the gene PBX1, whose product is annotated as PBX homeobox 1. Bases 216 to 1508 code for a protein of 430 amino acids. The transcript has 9 exons. Gene Ontology annotation, molecular function: RNA polymerase II cis-regulatory region sequence-specific DNA binding; DNA-binding transcription factor activity, RNA polymerase II-specific. Lineage: Eukaryota; Metazoa; Chordata; Aves; Passeriformes; Cinclidae. Gene Ontology annotation, biological process: embryonic organ development; eye development; animal organ morphogenesis. The record is from RefSeq and is a predicted model, not a curated record. Gene Ontology annotation, cellular component: nucleus.
GCCGCGGAGCCGGGCGCCAGCGUGAAGGAUAAAUAAAAAGCGAAGAGGAAGAGGCUGGGGAGGAGGAGGAGGAGGAGGAGGAAGAAGGGGGGGGAGGAAAGAAGAAGAAGAAAGCGAGCAAGAAAAGAAAGCGAGGAGCCAGGCGGCCAGCCCAGCCGCGCCGCUCCCGGCAGCCAGGGCAGGAGGCGGCGGCGGAGCGGGGCCGGCGGCCGGCGAUGGAUGACCAGCCGCGGCUGAUGCACACGCACAGCGGGGUGGGGAUGCCGGGGCACCCGGGCCUGUCCCAGCACAUGCAGGAUGGACCAGGCGGGGCGGAGGGGGAGGCAGGCAGGAAGCAGGACAUCGGAGACAUCUUACAGCAGAUCAUGACCAUCACGGACCAGAGUUUGGACGAGGCGCAGGCCAGGAAACAUGCUUUAAACUGCCACAGGAUGAAGCCGGCGCUUUUUAAUGUCUUGUGUGAAAUCAAAGAAAAAACAGUGCUGAGCAUCCGGGGGGCACAGGAGGAGGAGCCCACGGACCCCCAGCUGAUGAGGUUAGACAACAUGCUCCUGGCCGAGGGGGUGGCGGGCCCCGAAAAAGGAGGGGGCUCGGCCGCCGCUGCCGCCGCCGCCGCCGCGUCCGGAGGAGCCGGCUCCGACAACUCAGUGGAGCACUCUGACUACAGAGCCAAACUCUCCCAGAUCCGACAGAUCUACCACACGGAGCUGGAGAAGUACGAGCAGGCGUGCAACGAGUUCACCACGCACGUGAUGAACCUGCUGCGCGAGCAGAGCCGGACCCGGCCCAUCUCACCCAAGGAGAUCGAGCGGAUGGUGAGCAUCAUCCACCGCAAGUUCAGCUCCAUCCAGAUGCAGCUGAAGCAGAGCACGUGUGAAGCCGUCAUGAUCCUGCGCUCGCGGUUUCUGGAUGCGCGGCGGAAGAGACGAAACUUCAACAAGCAAGCCACAGAAAUCCUGAAUGAGUAUUUCUAUUCCCAUCUCAGCAACCCCUAUCCCAGUGAGGAAGCCAAAGAAGAGCUAGCCAAGAAAUGUGGCAUCACAGUCUCACAGGUAUCAAACUGGUUUGGAAAUAAGAGAAUCCGGUACAAGAAGAACAUAGGUAAAUUUCAAGAGGAAGCCAAUAUUUAUGCUGCCAAAACAGCUGUCACGGCUACCAACGUGUCAGCCCAUGGAAGCCAGGCCAACUCACCCUCAACUCCCAACUCAGCUGGUUCUUCCAGUUCUUUUAACAUGUCAAACUCUGGAGAUUUGUUCAUGAGCGUGCAGUCUCUCAAUGGGGAUUCUUACCAAGGGGCCCAGGUUGGAGCCAACGUGCAGUCACAGGUGGAUACCCUUCGCCAUGUUAUCAGCCAGACAGGAGGAUACAGUGACGGACUCGCGGCAAGUCAGAUGUAUAGUCCGCAGGGCAUCAGUGCUAAUGGAGGUUGGCAAGAUGCUACUACCCCAUCGUCGGUGACCUCCCCCACAGAAGGCCCUGGCAGCGUUCACUCUGAUACCUCCAACUGAUCUCCCAGCAAAUUGCAUCCCUGGCUGAGCCGGCCCCGGCGGGGGCGGGAGGGGAGGGGGGCCUCUCCUAACACCGCAGCAGUCAGACUGGAGGUGAACCCAAUCAGCACACACAAGAAGACUCCUUCUCUUCUCUUCUCUUCGUCGGGAUGCUUUUUUCAGCCAAUCUGGACACUUCUUUAUACUCUCUUCCCUUUCUUUUCUGGGUAGAAGCCGCUCUCCCCCUCCCUGCCACCCCCACAACACCAUUCUCUUCCCCUCCCCGCUUCCCACCCAAGGUAGAAGGAUUUUAAGGAGGAAAAGCAAAAAUCCAGCACCACCACACAAACCGACCCCAGAGCAGUGUACAGCCUCGUGCUAGGUGUCUUUUUGAGGAGCUACAAAUGUACCUCAGUCACAUCUCUCUCCCUCACUAGCAGGCAGCCCCCUGCCCCCUUCCUUUCACGCUACCUCUCCGUAGGGAAUUGCCACCGCAGGGAAUCUGCUCCCGCCUCGUGUCCGCACGUCCCUCGGGUGCUGCAGGGACAGGGCAGGUGGCACAGCCCCUGUGCACGUAGAAGGAGCCAGCGUGCUCCCCCUCGCUUCCAAAAGGUACCGUUCCCGUUCCCAGCCCCGGGGAAACUUCCCAGUCCCAGCCCUACUCAGCCAAGCCUCCCUCCCUCUGGCUGCUGUGAUCUGGAUGAGCCAUGAAACCCUGCUGUCCUGCCUGCCUGUUGCUGGAGGGGAGAAGAGGAGGGAAGGAAGGGAGGCAGAGGCAGGUGAGAAGCGGCCAUCGCUGAUAACAGAGGUGCUGACACCUCCACGGAGCUGUGGGAUCAGGCAUGGACAGCUGAUGGGACACCAGCACUUCUCUCACAGCACCUAGAAAGGCUGGUGGUGGAGUUCUCCUCAGGGCAGUGUCACAACAACAGGGGUGUUGGCUCCUGUUUCCAGGAGGAGCUGGGUUCCCCAGAUGGGGCAGGACCUGCAGAGGUUUGUGCCACCCCCUGCAUUCCCAAAGCCUUGCCAAGCCAGCAGUGAGGGAUGGGCAGCAGAACGCCAGGGGCUGGAAGCACUGGGGUGAGUGUCUCGGGUGUUUUUGGUAGCGCUUCAUGCCACAGGUUUGCUCAGUAGGACAGGUGGCUGCCCCACUGGGGGAUGUCUGUCUGUGUGCUGAAGCUGCUGGUUUCACCCCAGGAGCCACCUGGGCAGUGGCCAUGGAAGAACUCGUGGGACUUUCUGCCCAGCUUUUCUGGUCCACUGUUGGGACAAGCAGUGGUGGCUGGCGAGCGAGGCUUCAUCCUGCCCCUUCAGGCUGAUGCUGGGAGGACGUGGCUUUCGUGGAAGAGCAGGAAGAGGCAGCACCAGUUCCCCUGGGCAACGGGCUGAGCUUCAGGCCAGGGUGGGACUUCUGGCCAUCGGUUCUUUCAGUGGGCACGAGGAGGCUGAGCCAGCCUGCAUCAAGACCCUGGGUGUGGUGGGGACUGGUGGGUGCAGGAUGUCUGGCACCUCAUGAUGGAUCCCAGGAUAAUCAUCGGGAUCAUUGCCUCACGCUGUUGAAUGUCUGUGCCCACCCUGUGUAUGGUGGUCUCAAGGUGGGAACUGCCAGCACAGAGCAGCAUUAAGCAGAAACCAUUUAAAAUUAGAGCUCUGUCAAAAAUAUUUCCACCCUUCUGCUGGAAAAAAUAGCGGUCCUUGGCCUGCAGGGCACAGUGGUAGUGUGGCCACAGCUGAAGCACGCUGUCACCUUGCAGCAGGGGUGAUGUGUCCAGCAGUGACACUUCCUGCUCCUUUUGCAUCAGUGCCAGGAGUGGGGACCCUGUGGCAGAGCAGGAUGUGACACGAGGGGCCGUGGGCUGCCUCCCAGCUGUGUGUUAAGAGCAUGGAGAAGGUAGUUCUCCUGCAAGGAUAGUCGGGAGGUGCUGCCCACCUUCCCCAGCUCUUGCACCUUCCCACUCUCCUCUUCCCGUGGCCUUUUGUCCACUUCCAGCUUAUUUGACAUGAACCCGUUCUGGCCAAGCGUUCCAGGGACACAGGUCUGGGUCAGGCCUCUCGUCCCGAGCGGCAGCGGUGCCGUGCCUGUGGGAACGCCAGCGUCCCUCUUGGAAACCAGCUGGGAAUGAGCCGAAACCACGGCGAGCUGGAGCCAGCCCACGCUGGGGCUGCCCUGCCCUGCCCUGGCACCCCCUGCCCGGGCUGGCCCCUUGCUCCUCCACGGUACUUUGCAAAUCCCCUCCUGGGUUCCCCAGUUGGUCCCUCCAGUUUGUGUUGGCGUAGCUACUCGCUUGCCUUUUCCUUUGCUUUUUUUUUUUUUUUUUUUUUUUAAAUUUUUUGGUUUUGUUUCUCCUCCCCGUUCUCCUCCAGCCCCGAGUGUUGUGGGUUUUUAUUAUUUCUUUUUUUUAUUAUUAUUUUUUUUCUUUUCUGCCCAGAAAAACCUGACUUCGAUACCAAAAAAACAAAACAAAAGGAAAAAAAAAAAACACAAAAAAAACACAAACAAAAAAAAUCUACAGAAACUCAAAAAAAAUAAAAAUGAAAAAAAAAAAUCACAAAAAAAAAACCUCGACGAUUCUUUCAGCUUUAUUAACAUUUUCCAUUGUUUCUUGCGAUUUGUGUCUCGUUCUUUGUAGUAUUGAUGAUAACGAACAUUUGAUAAUGAAUGUUCUUGUAUAUUCAGAUAAAGGAGAAAAAAAAACCAAAAACGCAGUCGGAAUUUAAUAGUGUUUAUAAUAAAAGAAUAAAAAAUGACCCUCUUAGCACGCAAAAUUGAACAGGGGGAAGGUCCCAUCCCUGUUCUUUCUGUGGCAACAAGCGCUUCAUUCCUGUAUAGUUUAUAACAUCAAACUACCUACAUUCAUCCUCCUCUUUUUUGUUUGUUUGUUUUUUCCCAUGGUUUGGUUUUUUUUCCAUUUUCUCGCAUUUGUGAAUUAGUUCAAGAAUGCUAGAAAAGUGUAGAGUUGUGCACACUCAUUUCUUCUUACACAAUGUUUAAAAAGUGACGGUAAUUCAUUUUGUAAAACUUUAAAAAGAAAAAAAAAUGGUUGGAAUAGUGAGCAUUAAUAGGUACAGUCUAACACUUUAUGUUUCUUAACGCUGAGACCCAGAAAUGAACUUUUUUUUUUUUUUGCAUUAUUCGGGAUUGGGGGGAGGGGGCUUUGAUGAUGAUGAUGAUGAUGAUGAUGAUGAUGAGUUUAUUUUGACCUGUCAGAGACGAUGGCCUUGCCGCUUCCCCUGCGCUUUUUGAGCUGUGACCAGAGUGAUGUGAAAAGCAAACAGUGGUGCUUUUGGGGGGAGUGUUUCUCCCUACUCCUUUCAGAUCCCAGCUCCAGCUGGUGUGGCUGCUCCGGGGCUAAGCAGUGGGAUUACAAUUUCUGAAAAGGGAUGGUAUUCCCCAGGGGUUUUGGGGAGGAGAUGGGGAGUCAAGUCCUGAGCCCCUGUGGGUCUCCAUUCGGGGGUAUUGCUGAGCUGCCUGGAAGCGAUGAAAGGGCAGGAAUCCUUCCCAAAAAAGUGUAGAUGGUUGGUUCUCUUCCCUGAAUCCCAGUGUCCCAAAACUGAGGGAUUCGGAGGAAGGAAUGUUCCAGCCUCAUCCUGCCCAUGGAUGAAGAUGAGGUCUCACAGCCUGGCCCCAUCCCUGACUGCAUCAGCAUCUGUGCUGAGGUGGGACAUGGCCAAAAUGUCCCCAAACACAACCCCAAAUCCCCGUGGCUGCAGAGUGGGGUUCAAGGAGAAGUGCUGAGAACGUACUGGUUGGCAUUGCUUCAGUUUUCUCCCAAAACGUUUUCCUGCUCCUCCCAAAAAAAAAAAAAAACCCUGAGCUUUUCACAUCACUGAAAAAAGGUUUAGGGUUUGGGGUGUUACUUUUAAUCCCAAGGUUUCCUGGAGUCCUUUUGUUUUCGUACACCUUUAUUAUUAUUAUUAUUUUAUUAUUAUUAAGAGGAUGUAAAUCAGACAUUGCCUGGGGGGUUGGUUUUGUCAGUUUGCUUUUUUUGUUCUUGCAAAGCCCUUUCUAUCCCUUGUAAAGGUGAUCCAGUUCGGAGUUGCUUUUUCUUUUCUAUUUUUUUUUUCUCCCCAUCUUUUUUUUUCUCUCUUCCUAGUGGAUUCCACAUAUUAAAAAAAAAAAAAAAAGAAAAAAGAAAAGAAAAACCCUCCAAAAAAAAUGAAAAAAAAACCCUCUCUGUUCCAACCUGGUUUGAAACUUUAAGCUUUUCUGCUUCUGUAAAGAGAAAAAAAAAGGCCUCUGUCUUUCUGAUCCCAAUUGAAACUUUUAUGUUCUAUGACGAUACUAACAAGGUGUAGGUUUUACAGUUUCCUGAUUUGUACUGGUAAUGCAUAUUCCAAAUAAAUAGUUUCUUUUGUUGCAAAAAAAAAAAAAAAAUCAAAAAAAAAACCUGAAACCAAACCUGGUGUAUUUUUUGGGGAGGAAAAAGAAGAAAACGAGAUAACCUGAGGGUUUCUCCAUGAGGUGGAGGGGGCAGGAAGGGUUUGGGGUGCAGAGGUGGGGGCGAACAAAGGCAUAAAUAAAUACCCUGAUGCUGGGAUGGUGUGAGCCAGAGGGAUGUGAUUUGGGAUUGUGCCCGAGGCACUGCAUUCCUGGUGCCUCUCCCCGUGCCUCAGUUUCCCUAGGCAGAAAGAGGCGAGUUCUUCCUGGACACAUGGAUUUGUCCAUUAAAAAAAAGAACAACUUUUGCUGGUUUUUUUUUAUUUUCUUUUUUUUUUUUUAGACUUGUUAAGUGCACUGUUUUCCAAAAAAACGCUAGAAAGUUUUCCUUUAUCACACCAAGGUCUGGGCCAGGGCUGCGGAGCAGGUAGCCUCUCCUGUUUUCCUGAGG